Messenger RNA from Salmo salar (Atlantic salmon), 1340 nucleotides. The record is from RefSeq and is a predicted model, not a curated record. Lineage: Eukaryota; Metazoa; Chordata; Actinopteri; Salmoniformes; Salmonidae.
UCAGAGGCCCUGUGAACUUGAACUAGAUGAACAUCCAUUGCUUUUAUUCGGGUAAUAACAUUGAAUGACUGUCUGACUGUAUGACUUGCCUUUCUCUUUGAUUCCUCAGUGCCAGUCCUGGGCUAAACCAGACAUCAUCAAGCUGAUGGAGAUCCUUACUGAGAGCUGGAGGAGAGGUGUAGCGUGUAGCUUUGCUCUACUCGAACCUGGAGCUCCUCCUUCCCCUACCAGUCAGGACCCAGCCCAGUCCUCUCCUCACCCCAAAGAAAGUGACUCGCCCUAGGCUUCAGAGUGAGCCAACACCCCCUGACAUCCACCACCCUCAGAUCCCACUGAUCCUGGAUCAGACCAGUCCAGUUAAGGUGUCCUCCGGGUCCAGGCUGAGGAGAAAGAAAUGUCUGGCAACAUCUGAUUCCAGAUCAGCUCACAGAAUGUUAGUAAAGCCUUACAGAGCCUCACCGUCUCUGAGGAGGGCUCAUCCAAGUGUAUCAAAUAUUACUGAGACUGUUAAUGACAAACUUCAAACUGAGAAGGCGGCAGAUGGCUUGGUGUGCCACUGCUUAGAUGCAAUAACGGACUUUAUGGACCUCAUGACCUCUUGAUACCUCUCUACCGAGUGAGUCUCCACAUAAGGCUGGCCCAUGCAGACCAGGGGCUUUUCUCUGGACAGGGGCGGAGGUUAAAGAUGGACUGCUAGAUGAGAUGAGAGAGGAGGAUGGGGGCUGUAGGUGGUGGUGUGAGAGGACAUUUGAGAUCCAGGCUGCAGUAGAGGGCCUGGGCUUCCAGAGGUGGCUGGCCAGGGUGUCAGGGAUGGGCUGGAUCCCAGAGGCUGGAUGGGGAGGGUGAUGGAGAAACUCACCCUCCCUGUCGCCCCACCCAGACGGGGUUUCAACGUCAGUCAGACCACUUCCUGUGAUCCUAGCAGUUCGUCUUCCAGCAUGGUCGACAGGAGAUAUGACGUCAUCAGAACCGUCCUCUCAAGCCGAGCCUUCUGCACCUUGGGAAACAAGCAAGCUGUUGCCGUGGACUACCUGCCUGUCCUCCGCAGCAUGUGCCAAUCAGAGAGAACUCAGGAGCAGGGCCAAGGCAGGUUUCUGCAUUACCUCAGCAGUAUUCACCUGGGCCUCCCUAAGGCCACAGACUCCUUGCAGAUGAUUUCCCAUGACCAUUUAAGUCAGCAAGAUCUGCAACAGUUCUGGCUCUACACUGCAUUACAGGGAGGUUAAUGCUAUCAUCUCCCUAUGUUAAUGGCUUGUGAUUUAGUGAAUGUAGCCCAUAUGGGUGUUCAUGAUAAAGUUUGCUGUACAUUCAUUCAUGCUUAUUACAUUGAGUGAGAAGUU